Messenger RNA from Adelges cooleyi (spruce gall adelgid), 1353 nucleotides. RefSeq lists its product as uncharacterized. The transcript has 2 exons. Bases 1 to 1353 code for a protein of 450 amino acids. Lineage: Eukaryota; Metazoa; Arthropoda; Insecta; Hemiptera; Adelgidae. The record is from RefSeq and is a predicted model, not a curated record.
AUGAAGGCGUCGACGUUCAUUGGAUUGUUCGCCUUGUGCGUUGUGAAAUUUCAGGGCUUUCAAGUCGAAGGUGCGUGCGUGCCACUUUGUGGAGCACCUGCAUUGCCACCCUCGUGCACCUCUCCCCCGGUGAAUCCGUCGGUCUCUCAGUUACCAGAACUCCUCGAAUUGUUGAGUUUACUUAGCAAAAGCCCAGCUCCAAGUCCGGCCCCACCUCCAGUCUUGCCCCCACCAUGCCCAUGUCCACCUGCCUUGCCCCCGCCAUGCCCAUGUCCACCUGCCUUGCCCCCGCCACCUGUUGUGCCACCACCAUGUCUUCCACCACCUGUCUUGCCCCCACCUGUCUUGCCACCACCAUGUCUGCCACCACCAGUUUUGCCCCCACCAUGUCUGCCACCACCAGUUUUGCCUCCACCAUGCUUGCCAACCCCGUGUCUGCCACCACCUGUCGUGAAACCACCUGUUGUGCCGCCACCUGUGAAUCCUGUUAUCGCCCUGCUUAGUACGCCUUGUGCUAUUACGAAACUCCCGUUGCCACAACUGCUGGACCUGUUGAACUAUAUCGUGUGCAACCCUGCGGUGUUGUCCGGUGUACCGCCAAAGGUUAUUAUCGAGUUGCUCGCAUUCGUCGCGUCCAACCCGGCCGUCUUGCAAGCCAUACCGGUCGACACGCUGCUCGGUCUGGUCAAAGCUGUUCUAGCCUUAUUGCCCGUAUUGUCGACCGUCGUGCCGGCCAACAUCCUCCAGGCUUUCUUGACCGCUCUUUUGGCAGCCAAAGGUAUCACCAGUCCAGCGACCUCUACGACUAUUCAAGCCCAAGUGUCCCUGCCACCGGCACCGACACCGACCAUCGUGGCCGGACCCAACACACCGCCAAUAGUCGUCCAGUUGCCCAAGGUGGCGUUGCAAAAAGCACCGGUCGUUUUUCCAGCCGGUCCAUCGCCGAAUUUGCUACUGAAACUCUGCCAAGCUCCUCCUCAGCCCCCGAAAGUCGUCGGCAACACCUGCUCCGGACCGAUAAUCAUCAACGACAACAGUAAAGUCAAAGACCCCACUAUCACAUGUGCACCGGCGCCACCACCUUCGAGUGUUAUCUUGGAAUUGCCCUCGCCAAAUCCGGCCGGCCCUCCUAUAGUGUUGCCACCUUCACCUUUGCCACAAGUGUUCUACAACCCUGGUGACAUCUGCAGCUUCGCCGACAUUGUUCUGCAGUCACCACCUCUCCCGCCUAAGUUGUUCACUAUGCCGCAGCCACCAUUGUCUCCACAACCAGGCUACCCAAUCCCUCCACCAUGUCCACCGUUGCCACCCGUACUUGCUUCGAUACCUUGUCCCCCGUCUUGUGGUUGUUAG